UAUCCCUAACCCCACACAUCAAACGUAAUUAAACCGGGAAGUUGAUGAUUUUUUUCUGUUUUUUUUUAAUAUUAAAAAAUUAUCAAUGCUGAGGUACCUUUACAGAUUGUAUUAGGGAGACAGGGAGUUAUAUGUUAGGAAGUCCUAUCGCAGAAUAUACAGAUCAUGGAUAAUUUUGUUAUUCCACCUUCGCCAAAUUGGUAUAAUUCACAUAUUUUAGCUUGUGCUUCAGAUAAUACAUUAGUAUACGGAUCAAAAAACGAAGUGGUUAUCAUUCAUCCAACCAUAGGUGAUGAAUCUCCUAAGAUCGAUAUUUUACCAGAUGAUGGCUCCAAUCAUAAGAUAGUUUCUGUAGAUGUUAAUCCAAAAUGGAAUUCCCCAAAUAAAUGGAUAUUAUCUUCUUGGGAUGACAAACUUGUUAAAAUAUGGGAUAUGAAGUUAUUGCAGUGGAAGAAAUGCAGCCCACCCUAUAAGGGAGAGAAAGAUAACUUAGUUGCAGCAAUGUUCUUGAGUGAGGAAAGAAUGUUGAGUGUUACAGAAGCUGGAAUUCUUGUAAUUUGUAAUAUACAUCAACUUAAAUUCACCCACAUAAAUCAUUUAUUUUCUUAUAAACUUUCUAUAACAUGUAUGGCACCUUGUCCACAUUCAUCUAAUAUAGUAGCAUUAGGUGCAAAAACUGGACUUAUAAUUGUCAUUGACCUCAAGAAAAAUGGUCAUAUUACACACACAUUAAGAGGACACUAUGAAGACGUAACGUCACUUUCUUGGUGUCCAGCUCCAGUAAAUAUAUUUCCUGAAAAGCCUGCAUCACUUUUGUUAAGUAAAAAUAGAAAGAAUAACACUGAUACAGAAAAUGAUACCAUAUCUAAGAUGAAAAAAGAUGACAAUCUUAAUGGAGCACCGAAUAAUGAAGAUGUAGAGGAAAAAAACCAUUUACUUAAAAAAAAAGAAGACUUAUUGAGAGAAGUUGAAAGGAGAUUAGCUGAAAGUAUAUCUGAAAAUUCAAAGCAAGGACAAGAUCUGGAAAAUAAGCCUUGUGAAAGUGGUGAACCUAUUAUUUAUGAACCACAAAAAGAGUUUUCAGUUUCUUGUGAAGUAGUGGAAAAACCAAAGAUCGAAGAUUCAUAUGUAAAACUGAAAAACUCAACUUCCGAAGAAAUUGAAUCUAUUAUGGGGAAAACAAAGAAAGAUUUGUCAGGUUCUUGUGUACCAAUUAAACCUUUCAUUGAUGAAACUGAGAAGAAAAAUGAAAUUUGUGAAGCAGGUGAAUCUGUUAUAGAAAAACUAGAUGAAAAAGUAUCAACAUCUUGUGAAACAGUUGAACCUUUGGUAGAGGAACCAAAGAAGGAAGUAUCAACAUCUUUUGAAACAGUUGAAUCAGUGGUAGAGGAACCAAAGAAGGAAGUAUCAACAUCUUGUGAAACAGUUGAAUCAGUGGUAGAGGAACCAAAGAAGGAAGUAUCAACAUCUUGUGAAACAGUUGAAUCAGUGGUAGAGGAACCAAAGAAGGAAGUAUCAACAUCUUGCGUAACAGUUGAACCUAUGUUAGAGAAAUCAGAGAAGGAGUUGUCAGCUUCUUCUGAACCAGUUGGUGUGAAAGAGGAACCAAAGAAAGAGUUACCAGCAUCUUGUGAAACAGUUGAGGUUGUGGCAGAUGAACCAGAGAUAGAAUUAUCAGCUUCUAGUAAACCAUUUGAACCAUUAAAGGAGGAACAGAUAAAGGAAUUGCCUGAUUCCUGUGAACACAUUGAACCACUGAAUGAGAAAUUAUUAGAAACUCCAACAACUUCUUGUAAUGAAGUUGUAAAAAAAACCCAUACUAAAACUGUUGAAAUGAAUGGGAAUGUACCACAAAGAGAUCUGAUGUUAGCUUCUUGUUCAAAGGACCGUAAAAUCAUUAUAUGGAGAGCAAGAGAUGAUGGAAAGACGUUAUGUUCUUUUAAGCUAUCAGACAAAAAACCUUAUUUUAAUAGAAAUAAAAAAAAUUCCAGUCCAUCUUGGCGUACCUUGAAAUGGGUAAACCCGUUUUAUUUUCUGAUUACCACAAAUAAAGGGGAAGUCCUAAAAUAUCAUCUACCUGAUCAACCAAAUGCACAAAAGGAAUAUACACUCGUUCACAAUGAACAUGUUGGCUUUAUUUUUGCACUAGCUGCCCAUGUACCUAUUUUAACAGUAGAUAACUGGUUUGCUGACCAUGAAGUAAAAUUUUGGACCUUCUCACAUGAUAUGUAUCUCUUGAAUACGAUUUUAAACUCCAGGACAAAUCACUUAUUAUCUAUAGAAACGUUUUGUGCGCUUGUGAAUUGUAUGACUUGGUGUCCUAUGGAUCCCAAUAGAAUAGCCUUAGGUUUGUCUAAUGGAAGUAUAAAAAUUUGGAAUACAAAUAGCUCUUCUCCUAAAUUUUUUACACCAUCAAAUUACUCCGCCAAGAUUUAUGGAAAAAUUACCAAUUUAGAGUGGAAUCCCAAAAAUGAAUUGUUGAUUGCUUUCAGUACAGAAGAAGGCACUAUUGGCAUCAUCAAUACGAACAAUAAGCAAAGAGCUACUUGGUUCAAGCAGUAUUUCUCAAGUGCUAUUCACAACAUUCAGUGGGCACCUUAUAAAGAUAAAACUUGUUUGUAUGUCUUAGGGAAAGGAAAUUUAAUGAUUUUCGAUGCAGAUCAACCAAAAGAAGAUCCGCUCAAAAUUCUAAUAAAGUUGGAUAUUGUACCUUAUUAUUUCUCUUGGAAACUUGACAUGUCGUUGAUGCUGGUAUCACAUGCCUGUGGAGAAAUUGCUUUCCUCGAUUCCAAUUUGGAGAUUAAAGCUUCAUAUUAUAAUACAAAAAAAAUGUCUCUUAUAAAGUGGCAUCCAGAUUCAGAAAAAUCUUGUUCUGCUAGGUCAUUCUGGGUUGCAGCAGCUCUGGAGAAUGUUGUAUACCUCUUUGAUUUUGCAGAAGUGGCAGAAAAUAAUGGUACUCUUAACAUUGAUGAGGCGAUGAAAAGAAAAAUUGAACUACAUUACAGUACUGUAAAGGAGAUAGCUUGGAAUCCCUUCAAUGGUGAUCAAUUAGUAACUGCUGGGGACGAUGGAAUGGCUUAUGUUUUGAAUGCCACAGAUGGGACAAUAUUGGCAUCUUAUUAUGAUAGAAAUAGAAGAUUCCAACCAAUCAAAGCAAUUAUGUGGAGUCCUGUAGAGGAAGAUCUUUUAAUAAUGGCAGUGUCAAGAACUGCUACUUUGAUAGGAUGGAAGUCAAAGGAUAAUAUUGGAGCUCCUAGUAGUGAGGUUUUAAAAGAGUGUCAAGAUCAUCUUAAAAAUAUAAAAAAGAGCAAUGGUUCGCCAAAAGAAUUCGAUGCAUCGAAAAAAAUUUUAAAAGCAGCUAAAUAUGUUAUAUUACCCAGUAUCACAGGUACACCGAACGAAAAGGAUGAAGAUAGUGCAAGAUUUCUUUUUGAAAUUUUAGAUGAGACAGUAUAUAAUCGUACCAUAGAUAACCCAUCUAAUAUUCAAAAAUUAUUUGGAAAAAAGGAUGAUAUAUUGCUUCUACUGAACUCCACUGAAAAAACUCAUUUGGAUAAAGGUAGAUUGGAGUCUGCAGCUACAGUAUCUGUCUUCAAAGGUGAUUUACAGAUUCAUAUUAUUGAAGCGAUUCAACAGCGUAGAGUGACCCCCCUUUUGAUUUCACUUGCUCCAUCAGUAUCCACAAGCUUAUGGCAAAAAGCUUGUGAAACAUAUGCUAGUCAACUUAGUAGUAGAUCAGAUGCAGAUCCUCUGGAGGUAGUACUCUAUUUCUUGUCAUCUCAGAAAAUCGAAGAAGCCAUUGAAUAUCUUUGUGAAAAAGAAAUGUUCAAAGAAGCCUUAGCUUUGGUUAAAUCUAGAUUACCUUCUGACAGUGUCAUUAUUAAGGAUAUUAUUAAGAGAUGGGCUAAGUACUGUGCACAAUGUGGAAAUUUGGAAAUAGCAGCCAUUUGUUACAUAAAACUAGGAAAAUACGAAGAAGCUGUCAAACUUUUGAUGAGAAGAAAUGAUGUUGGCAUACUUGGAUUUGCUUAUGAUCUAGCUGAAAUAACAGAAAAUACUAGUUUGAAAAAAUUUUGUCGUUUCCGAUAUAACGCAUUCUCCAAAAAUGACAGGAUUGAUAUUGAGAAAAGCAAUAAAUUGCUUGAAGAGGAUGGUAAUACUUUCGGAGGAGAUGAAAACAAUACAAAAGAAGGGAUACAAGAGAAAAUCGUAAAUGGAGAUGUCAAAAUUAAUGGUAAAGAAUGUAAUGUUGAUGAGGUAAUACAUUCUGAAACAAAAAAUGAAGAACCAAUAGAAAUAAAUAAUUCUGUGGAUAUAGAAGCAGUAACAAGUACUCAUGAUGAAGUGAAUGAUGAGAAAAAAAUAACAAGAAAAGAAAAUACGAACAUCAAUGGCGAAGAAAGUGUUGAAGAUGUAAAACACUCUAAAAUAAAAAUUGAGGAAGUAGUAGAGAUAAGUAAUUCAGUUGACCAAGAAGCAGUAACAAGUACUCAUAACAAAGUAAAUGAAGAAAAAUUAACUGAAAUUAAUGAUGAAGAACGUAUUGGAGAAAUAAUACAAUCUGAAACAAAAAUUGAAGAAGUAAUCGAGAUCAAAAAUUCAGUGGAUAAAGAAGCAGUAACAAUUACUCAUGAUGAAUUAAAUAAAGAGAAACAACACGCAAAAAAUGGACAUACAGAAGUCAAUGAUGAAGAAAAGAUUGUUGAGAUGAUAAAACAAUCUCAAACAAUGACCGAAGAAGCAGUAGAGAUAAAUAAUACACUUGAUACUCCAACAUUAGAUGAAGCAAAGAAUACUCAUGAGGUAAAUGAAUCUGAAGGAGAAUCAUAAAAAUACUGAUUAGAUAUAGCAGUGUGGCCAUUUUCGAACUGAUAUUUUUUUUAUUAGGAAGAUGAUUUUUUAAUUUAUAUUGUUAGUAUUGUGAUUUAUAAUAAGGAGUAUGGAUGAUUACUUCAAGUAAAAUAAUUUGACAAUCAGAAAUUCAUAUUCGUUUAGUUUUAUUAACUUGAUUACAGUAUAAUGUUUUUAUCUCAGGAAUAAAUUUUCUUUUAUAUA
Harmonia axyridis is the source of this 5055-nucleotide messenger RNA. RefSeq lists its product as uncharacterized. Gene Ontology annotation, molecular function: protein binding. Bases 166 to 4830 code for a protein of 1554 amino acids. The record is from RefSeq and is a predicted model, not a curated record. The transcript is spliced from 15 exons. NCBI's taxonomy places the organism in Eukaryota, Metazoa, Arthropoda, Insecta, Coleoptera, Coccinellidae.